AUGGGCAGAUCGGAGCCUCCAUUCCUUUACGAUCGACCUUCUACUUACAGCUUCAAUGGACCGACCGAUCCCGGGUUUAAUCCCAAGGCCGUGACGCAAGCAAGCCAGUCUCCUGCGUCUCCCAGACAAACGCAGGAUGGGCCGUUAGUCAAUUUUAACAGACAUCCCGACUCGUGGGAUAGUAUGGACAAAAAGCCACCUCAAACGCCCAUGAACCCCAAGGUCAAGAAAUGGAUCAAAGGUGCGAGAGGAACACAGCUAGGGCUACGGUCUAUCACUCUCCUCGGUGCACUUGCAUCACUGUUCUGCGCCAUUGUUAUAAAAAAUGCGAACACGACAGUCAUCUGGAUCAUGCGAGCCGGACCAAUUACCGCAGUUCUACACACACUCUACGGCAUCUAUCAUUUGUGUCGCUCUCCUGUCUCACGUCCAGCUGGAUCUCAGGCGAGUUAUGGAGUCUUCGCAGGCACCUUAGAUGGCGGAUUGAUUCCAUUCUACGUGUUCACAGCAUUCAUGGCUCAUGGUGACUACGCUACUAAUGCUUAUGACUGGGGCACUCUUUUCAAAAACAGUGAAAUCACCCUCGACAUCGUCAAGGCUACAUUCAUCUGUGCCCUCGUGAACACAGGACUGCACCUUAUCUCAUUCUGCCUUUCAAUCUUCUUGGCACUGGUAUUCCGCAAAAUUUCUCAUCUGCCACCUGAUAUGAACCCACUGGAGGACAAUCUGACCGCUCGUCCCCGGAGAAGCUUCCGCAAUUGUAUUGAUGUUGAUGAAAAGCAUAUGAGCUCAUCGACACUACACUCGAAUAUGGAAGAUCCUCUUAUUGGUCCUCCACGUACCAUGGCAUUUAUGCAUACCCGGAAGGAUUCCCUUGGUGGUGAAACUUUCCGUGGCUCGGUGGAUAUGGGUACAGAGAAACGUCAAUCUCAGAUAUCUGUGUCGCCGCACCGUUUUUCGUUGGAGCCUUCAAGCCCUGACAGAUUCUACCACAACCCUGUCGACGACGGGCCAUACAAUUUGGCUACUCCUAAUCCUGCACCGGAAUACCACAACGUGCCGGCACGCUCGCCCUAUAUUGUUGAUCCAAGCACACACACACGUCAACUCGCUUCUCGCACUGCUAACAGAUCUGAAACGGCAAGCCCUACUAUGUCUGACAACUGGGUUGCACACGACGAGCGCUACCCAUACCCCGUUAGUGAUACCCAAGGCCAAACUGAGCAAAACAACAGCCCUGCUCUCCGUCAGUCUAGCUCGGUGUACAGCCGACGAACCGAUAAAUCGGGGACAUCAGCAACCAGCGGCAUCCGAGACUGGUUCGCAUUCCCCCAAAGAAACCCACCUAGCAUCGGAAGUGCAAUUCCAGAAGACACACGUGGCGAGUAUGCGUCCGUGGCAGAACACGAGUACUACGGCAACACAGGCGGUGAUGAACAUGACAUUGGAGCCCAGCAGCGCUUCGACAUCUUCCCCGAUCCAGAGGAAUACGAUCACGAUAAUGAUGAUGAGACCUCUGGCAUCCCAUUCAACCCGCUCAUGCUGAACCCUCCUACCCCGCAACCUGUUCUCACUGAAAAGCAGCAAGAGGAUACGGACCCGGUGCGCCGCAACGCAUUAGGCGACAACCCGAAUCUUUCGCAAAACCUCAAAGCUCAAGUCUCUAUUCCGCACGAAUCUCUCGACUCCCCACCACCCAAGAGCCGCUUCUAUGGCGAGUUGGAAGAAGAAGGCAACACAUCUGGUUUAACCAUUGCACCGCGCAAUGUCAGCGCCCAGGAAGAUGUGGCACGCAAACCAUCCAAGCUCACCAAGAAGCGCAACAAGAAGUUGACAGCAUACCAGUCUCUGAAGAAGGAUGAUAGCGAUGACGAGGGAUAUCUGAGCGCCCGUGUUCCAUCAUCUCCUGCUAUGAACGAGGGAGAUCGCAAAGGACGAGUGGUCAGCAAUUCAGGCGCAGACACAGGUCACCCUGGUCUUGUUGGUGGAGUUGGAGCAUCCCUAUCGUCGUAUGGCAGCUACAUCGCCGGAUUGGGCGUUGGAAGGCGCCGCGAUGUUAGUGGUAAAGUUGCAGAAGAAGGACGAGGAGGAAAGAGUGUGGAAGUACGUCCCAGUCCUAGUCCCAACCCAAGCCCUAAUCCGAGUCCCGAUGGAAAGAUCCGGGCUGCUGGAUGGGCGCGGUUUGCGGGAUUAUGA
Messenger RNA from Penicillium verhagenii, 2196 nucleotides. RefSeq lists its product as uncharacterized. The record is from RefSeq and is a predicted model, not a curated record. NCBI's taxonomy places the organism in Eukaryota, Fungi, Ascomycota, Eurotiomycetes, Eurotiales, Aspergillaceae. The transcript has 3 exons. The coding region runs from base 1 to 2196 and encodes 731 amino acids.